CCUGUGGAGGGCAGUAAUACGCUUAGCAGCGUCUACACUGCCGGAAUCCUACAAUAAGAAGAAGAAGAAUCACGUGACUUCGUGGCCUCUACAGUGUAGCUACUUUGUUGUAAUGAGGUGGACACUAAUACAUAUUUAGUUCAAUUAUAUUUUAGAAACAGCUAUGGAUAUAACGCUGUACCUUAUAGCUGCUGCCGUCCUCAGUGUCCUCAUUUUGUUUGCGUUGAAGUUACGGAGGAAAACACAGGAAAUUGAUGAGGAGCAGCGGAGGGAUGUUGUCCAGGCAGUGGGGCCCCCACAGCGGGCAGCCGAGGAGCGAGGCGCUGGUAUGCCUCGCAGGAGGAGGAACCUUGCAGCGGUGAUGGCUAACCGAAGACCACAGAGAGAAGCUGUGGAACAGGAGGAGGAGCAUUCGGAGGAAGAAGAGGGGGAGCAGCAGAACUUUCAGACUGUGAAAGUUGGAGCCAAGAAGCAGAAGAAGCUGGAGGAGAAACAGGCCAAGAAAGUUCAGAGAGAGGCGGAAAUGGAGGAGAGGGAGGAGAGGAAAAGGAUGCAAGAGCUCAGAGAGCAAGAGAGACGUCAGGAGGAAGAGAGAGAACGACACCUGGAACAGAAACAGGAGGAGGAGGAGCGUCAAGCUAAAGAGGAGCAAGAAAGACGAGAGGAGGAGGAGUACUUAAAACUUAGAGCGUCCUUCGUCAUAGAAGACCAGGGAGAAGAGGAGCAGCUCACGGAGGACCAGUCACGCAACCUCCUGCAAGAAUUCAUACAGUACAUUGAGAGCUCGAAGGUGGUUCUCCUGGAGGACUUGGCUUCUCAUUUUGGGAUGAGGACACAGGAUGCUAUUGGCAGACUGCAGGACCUGUUAGCUGAAGGCUCCCUCACAGGAGUGAUUGAUGACAGAGGGAAGUUUAUCUCCAUCACUCCAGAAGAGCUGAACUCGGUGGCUAAUUUCAUGAAACAGCGAGGCAGAGUGUCCAUCACAGAGCUGGCUCAGGCCAGUAACUCUCUGAUCAACCUGAUGCCCGAGACCCGCAGCACCGCCUGAUGGACACCGUACUACUGCAGGACACCUGGAAGUGAGACUGCUGAAGGAUAUAAUCUGUGGGAAGAUUGCGCUCACCUGCUGACAAAAAGCAUAUUCUGAUUAUUCCGGACUGUUCAUCGGCUCUGCACUGGUGUUUGGUGCCCGGUGUUCUUUUAUUCAGGGCUCAGUAGGUUUCACUCUUCAUAUAGAUUUGGACUUGUUAGAUUUACCUUAAAGUUGAAAUUAACAAACAGUAACUGCUUUGUAUGACAUUCAAUUAGCAAUUAAAAAUGAUUUAACAUUGUGAAAGUCUUUUAUUAAGUCCUUUUGUUUUCUUUUUGGGCUUUUUUUACUGUGACAUGACUUUAUGACAAUGUCAUAUAAGGAAUAUAAGGAGAGGAUAAGAUGCCCCAAUGAAACAUAACUUCUUACCUAACAUGCCAUUGAGAUGUCCAAAACCUAUAUCUUUAAAUCCAUCUGAGUUGAUCCAUGUUUGACAAGAUGCACAGUAUGCAGUAUCUCUGCUUCUCGGCACAAAAGGAAAGCGGAAGAUGACGGACAUCUGGCCAAAAAGAGAGUAAUCUGGCAGAAUUUCCGGCAGCACCGGAUCAAUCAUGGAAGUGCAACAUCGUGGAAAUAGACUAGUUUGAACAAAUGUCAUUUUUGUAAGGAUUUAUAGUAUAUGUAGCACAAAUUACUUUGCUGUACUGAGUGGA
Molecule: messenger RNA, 1743 nt
Organism: Etheostoma cragini (Arkansas darter)
Lineage: Eukaryota; Metazoa; Chordata; Actinopteri; Perciformes; Percidae
Product: DDRGK domain-containing protein 1-like
Exons: 8
Coding region: 164-1048 (294 amino acids)
Source: RefSeq, a predicted model, not a curated record